This is a messenger RNA of Acyrthosiphon pisum (pea aphid), 2021 nucleotides long. Its product is annotated as aminopeptidase N. The record is from RefSeq and is a predicted model, not a curated record. The transcript is spliced from 8 exons. Lineage: Eukaryota; Metazoa; Arthropoda; Insecta; Hemiptera; Aphididae. Gene Ontology annotation, molecular function: zinc ion binding; peptide binding; metalloaminopeptidase activity. The coding region runs from base 38 to 1858 and encodes 606 amino acids. Gene Ontology annotation, cellular component: cytoplasm; membrane. Gene Ontology annotation, biological process: proteolysis; peptide catabolic process.
UUAACAAUAAUUGGUGUAGGUGAGGACUAGUUGGCCGAUGGAAGAACUGUUUCUAAUCGACGAGUUUCAGAAUUCAAUGGCAUACGACCAGACUCCAAGACAUCCCAUAACCACAUCUGUGAAUACUCCCCAAGAGACUGUCGACAUAUUUGAUGCCAUAACGUAUAGAAAGGCGGCGUCGGUUCUGAGAAUGUUGAGAUACACGGUGACCGAAAAUCUGUUCCAAUUGUCCCUUCAAUAUUAUUUGAAACAAUUUAGUUACAAAGCAGCGGAUCCUACAAACCUGUUUUCAGCAUUUGACAAUGUGUUAUACGACAAGAAUUAUGAAAUUGGGAAUGGAUUGACAGUAAACGAAUUCAUGUCAAAUUGGACGUUACAAUCGGGAUAUCCGGUUCUGAAUGUUACGAGAAAUGCAACUACAAAUACAUUUUCAGUGACUCAAAGCCAAUUUUACGUGAAUAAGACCGAUACAACCAUCAACGAGACGGCGGCAUGGCACAUUUGUCUCACGUACACAACCGAUGUAAGCAAAAAUUUCACUUACAACAGUAGUUCUUCCGUCUGGACAAACAAAGAAUCGCCGUUGACCGUUUUCGAAGCCCCCGAAGAUAUUAAUUGGUACCUGUUUAACCCAAAAGCAAUCGGUUUUUACAGAGUGAACUACGACGUCAACAACUGGAUGGCGCUGAUCAAGCAGCUGAACGAGACGCCCACCGAUAUCCAUGUACUCAGCCGAGCUCAGCUGAUAGACGACGCAUUCAAUUUGGCGAGGUCAGGCCAGUUGGACUAUUCAGUGGCAUUGCACUUGUCCAAAUAUCUGAAGUAUGAAAACAACACUACACCGUGGUAUUCGGCGAUGAAUGUCUUCUCGUACUUGUUAGAGCGCAUGCCCCGUAGCGACGAAGGAUACGAAGACUUCAAGUCUCACGUCAGCAGUUUGGCUGGGACCAUAUACAAAAAGCUAGAAGACCUCGUGUCGAGCGGCAACACUGAGUUUAAAGUGUUGAGUGCUUGGGAAACAUUUUCAAGUUGGGCGUGUAGGUUGGAGAACAAAUACUGUUUGACGAAAGCACAGGAAUACUUCAAUAAAUGGCAAGCCGGAGAAAAAAUACCUGCUGAUAUCAAGGACGCGGCUUUCUGCAUCGGAGUGAAGAACAGCAACGGUUCAUCGGUAUUUAACAACAUGUUAGCGUUGUAUAAUAGCACGAACUCAAUUUCAGAAAAAUCUUCAGCUGAGUCUGCUUUAGGAUGUUCUACCAACAGGACACAAUUGUCUGAAUAUAUAAAUCAUAUACUAGAUGGACCCAACGGACUGAUCAAAUAUAAAGACAUGAGAUCCGUCGUGUCUGCAAUAUCAGUGACUCCAUUGGGUCUCGAUGUGCUAUACGAAUUUAUGUCAACCAACAUAAACAUAACUAUGGACCAGCUACCUAAUGGUGAAGAUAUAAUUACCUUUAUAUAUUCAACCCUUGCUUCCAAGGUGACAAACGACGAUGAAAUCGAAAAGAUAAACAAUUUUAAGAACAAUUCCACUGUUCGAGCCUCUGUACGACCUACGUUUGAAAACUCUUACAAAGUGGUUGAAUACAACUUGGAAUGGUUCGACAGUUAUUCUGUUGGCAUUAACCAAUGGACUUCAGCGUACGGAGAAAAAGAACCGCAGGAUAUUGAAAUCACUACAUUACCGCCUACGACGAUCGCUGCAGGCACUACUACUGGUAGUACUAGUAUGAAUGUAACGGUUAAAAUAUCGACCACUACUCCAAAACCGUCGAGUGCAACUUUGAACGCGUACAGCAGUCUUGUGAUUUUACAACUUACAGUCUUUACAGUACUGAUAAAAACGUACUUUUUGUAAAAUGUAAUAAGAAAAUCCUAAUUUAUGAUUGAAGUGUAUUAAUAUUGUAUUAAAAGUUACGAAGAUAAUAUUUAUAAUUAUUAUAAAUAUUUUUUAAACCUAAAAGGUAUAAAAUAUGUUCAGCCAGUACAGUAUAAUGUUAAAUAAAUGUGAUAUGUAUUGA